This is a messenger RNA of Cladocopium goreaui, 3020 nucleotides long. Lineage: Eukaryota; Dinophyceae; Suessiales; Symbiodiniaceae. The record is from the annotation of a GenBank genome assembly.
AUCGCAUCAGCUUCAACGCUCUCAUCUCUGCCUGUGAAAAGUCGGCCAUGUGGGCCAUCGCUUUGCAACUCCUGGAAGAUUUCCGGUUGAUGGGAGGACGUUGUGAUGAGUUCACCUGCAGCGCUGCCAUCAGCGCCUGUGAGAAAGGCUUUCAAUGGCCUUUGGCACUGGAUCUCCUUUGGCAAAUGGAGAAGUUGGCCCUUCAGAUGGAUGCCAUUGCCUACAACGCGGCCAUCAGUGCCUGUGAGAAGGGCUUCCAAUGGAGGAAGGCCCUGCAUCUACUGAGCCUCAUGAAGCAACGAGGUAGCAUCAUCACCUAUGCAGCUCUGAUCACAGCCUGUGGGAAAUGUGAAGAAUGGCGACAGGUCCAGGCCUUGUUGGAUGAGCUGCAGAGCUGUCAGAUGGAAGCGAAUUCGAUCACCUGCAACGCCGUGAUCAGCGCCUACCGCAAGGCGGAAGAGUGGCAGCUGGCCCUGGCUUUCUUUCAGAAUCUGCAAGAGACCUUUGCACCCGUGGACGUCCUCACCUACGCCGCCGCCGCGGACGCCUGUGCUUUGGGCCGCAUGGCGGCGCCCUUGACGGAGCUGCUGGAAGUGCUGCCGCGAAGGGCGUUGAGCAAUCUGCAGAAUCUGCGAAAAGGCUACAGCGACCUGGUGAACGGGCAUGGACCUCGUACCAGUGGAAUCCAACGAUGUGGGAAGGGUACCCAGAUACCAAAGGACUCCGUGCGUGAAGCACUGGGAUGCUGGCUUCAAAGUUCCACUGCCAUCAAGAAUGUGACCUUCGAUGGUGUGGUCAGCGGGCCUGUGAGGUGCCCCGGGGACGUCGAUGAGAUUGCGGUGGAGACGGUGGUGGACGAGGUGAAGAGUGGAAAAGUGGGAAAGGUGGUCGAGACCUUAAAUAGCAGCACCGGAGCGAGCUUCCCCUGGUGGGCCUGGGUGUUGAUCGGCUUGGGCAUCGCUUUUUGCGGCCUGUGCAUCUUGUCCUUCAUUUGCUGCAGCACCAGAAAGAAGUCUUCCAAGCGCUCUCAGAAGGUGUCUGCCAAGAAGGACGUUGAAGCAGCGGCACCAGCUGAAUCGGCCCCAUUGAUGACAGCGGCUCCGCAGGUCGCUGCUCCGGCGGGCUCUAUCCGAUCAAUGGGUGCUGCACCAGUCGCUUCUGGCUACGCUGGAUCUGGGGUCUACGGCGGAUCUCCGGUCUACACCGGCGCGCAGUACCAGUACCAGCCGGCACCAAUGACCUAUGCACAGGCGGCUCCAGUGGCCACUGGACCACAGGACUUGUUUACUCAGUUGGACACCAACGGUGACGGCGUGCUCUCCCCACAAGAGAUGGCAGCCAUGCAGGCUGGCCUCAUGCGACCUGCAGUGCCUGCCGUGCCAGCAGGCCAUGAAAUCUUGCUGCUCUGUGAAGAUCCCGGAGCUUCACCCAAGUGCCUCAAUGAGCGUCGAGGUGGUGCAAACACCCAUCUCACCACAGUCGAAGGAAAGGAUUCGUGGAUCAAUGAACUUUUGAGCCGCGUUUGGGAGUUGUGUGACCUGCACACCGGGAGAGCCAGAACUGGUUCGCCGAUGCAGACAGCUCCCAGCGUGCAGGCUCUCAUGGCGCCAAAAAGGAGGGCCGCGGUUCACUACCCAGUUUUGUCAUGCCAACAAAGCAAGGCUGACUGCAAGGACAAAGACAAGGAGAAGGACAGGGACAAGGACCGGGAUCGGGAUCGCCGUGGCAAUCGAGAUCGAAGCCGUGACAAGGACAAGGACCGGAAGCGAGAUAAAGAACGAGAUAAAGACCGGGACAAAGACCGAGAUAAAGACCGUGAGAAGACCAAGGACAAAGACAAGAAGGACAAAGAGAAGGACAGAGAAAGAGAAAGAGAGAAAGAGAAGCAACGAGAGAUGGAGGAGCAGGCAGAAAAGGCCAAGGCGGAGGCUGAAGCAAAAGCAGCUGAGGCAGAGAAGCCACCUUCACGGAGCUGCAGCAGAGAAAGCCGUGAUAGCACAGACAUGCCCAAACGGCCAGAGGGUCAUCAGGCAUCUCCCUCGCCUGAGCGGAAGCCGGUGCCCAUGAGCGGUGUGGCGAUUGCCCCACCAGACGAUGAUGAUGAAGUGCACGAUGGCAUCAGCUGCUCUGGGUGUCACAUGUCACCAAUUAGAGGCGAUCGCUUCAAAUGUUCUGUCUGUGAGUCCUUUGACUUGUGCGAGACGUGCUAUGACAAGAAGUCGCAGAUCCAUCCAGACCACCGUUUCUUUAAGAAGAAGUUCGUGAAAGGAGAGGCAAAGACACCUGCCAAAGCACCAGAGCCAGCACAGGCUGCAGCACCUGCACCUGCGGCACCUGCGGCAGCGUCCCCCAUGGCUAUGCAGGGGAUGGCCAUGCCUGGAAUGCCCAACAUGCAGCAAAUGCCAAAUCUUCAGCAGAUGCAGCAAAUGAUGCAGCAGAUGGGCAUGAUGGGCAUGAUGCCAGGAAUGAUGCCAGGAAUGGCAAUGCCCGGCAUGCCGCAAAGCACAGCCCAAUCACCACCAGCAGGGCAAGCAAAAACUCCCGAACAGACUGCACAAGCAGCACAGGCUGCUCAAGCAGCGCAAGCAGCACAGGCUGCACAAGCAGCACAGGCUGCUCAAGCAGCGCAAGCAGCACAGGCUGCACAAGCAGCACAGGCUGCUCAAGCAGCGCAAGCAGCACAGGCUGCACAAGCAGCCCAAGCUGCUCAAGCAGCGCAAGCAGCCCAAGCUGCUCAAGCAGCACAAGCCGCACAGGCUGCACAAGCAGCACAAGCUGCGCAAGCAGCACAGGCCCGUCAACCAGAGAAGCCGAAGCCAGAGGAGUGGCCUGCCUGGCUGAAGCUGGGAGCUCCAUGCAGCAUUUGUGGUGAUGCUGGCAAAUCCCAAGCUGAAGCACACGGCGUGAUUUGCAGAAGAAAGCGGAAGAACGCCAUUGGUGGCUGCAGCAAAGGGGUUUGUUGGGUUUGCAUGGAGAAGCAGCCACGGUCGUCCUUUGGAAUGGACCAAGGAGGAGUUUGA